Microbotryum saponariae is the source of this 1509-nucleotide messenger RNA. The record is from the annotation of a GenBank genome assembly. Lineage: Eukaryota; Fungi; Basidiomycota; Microbotryomycetes; Microbotryales; Microbotryaceae.
AUGGAGACCGGCGAGACCGGCCCACCCCCACCAUCGGCGUCCGCGGCGACGAGCGUCCCGAUUGGGACAAAGGAGACGCAAGUCCCUAUCGCCGCCGCGACCUACGCCACCGCCGCGAUUCAAAAGACCAAGCAGACUCCCGAGCAGCAGACCCAACAACAACACCGUGCCAAGGCUUUGACCCAAAUGUUCGAAGUCAUGGGUGCUGUACCGGGCAAUCGCACCGACCGGUGGUUGCAAGCCACCUUCGCCACCGACGAGUACCCUGUCGCUACCGCUACAUCGCUCAAGUAUUCGGCUCUCAACGCCAAUCGAUCCAUUCGAAACAUCUUCGACUUUGCUCUCGACGUCACUUUGACCGUCCAAGGCGCCUCGAAGGCCUCUCCCGCGGACAAGGCCGAUCUGCUCGGUUGCGUCACGAGACUGCUCUCCCCGCAAUCGCCCCUGUGCUUCGACGCCGAGGUCACCCUUCCCGAGCACCUUGCGGCGUUUGCGCCCCAGAUUAGGGGUAUCCAACACUCGUCUUUCGUCAGGGCCGGUGUGGUCAACCACCGUAUCUCCGUGGGAUUCGUUUCGGCGAAGGCACGUGACUCGGCGCUUACGGCCCCACUGGCGCUUACUUGGCACUCUGCAAAGGCUCACUUCGCAAAGGCCCACCACUUCUACCACAACAUGGUCGAGCUGCGUAUCAACGUCGGUGUCGCAGCGGUCCCAUCCAGGGAUGCCAUUGUUGACUCUUUUAAAUCAAUUGUCACCAAAAUCACAGCCAAGGGACACCGUUGCGAGCUGGUACAAGUCUUGCGCGUGAUCCACGUCGAUAACGACUCGGCCUAUGCGCACUUGGCCGGCGAGUUUUCGGCCUUUAUCCGCUUCGACGACGACGCCCUUUUCAAAGCCCCUAACAACACGCUGAAGGAGCUCCUACCGUCGAAGGUCUCUCUAGCCACUAGAGGCAACAUGCAUACGGCGGUUCGUCACGACUACGAACGAGAAGCGGCCUGUGCUCGGUGCCACUUUGUGGGGCAUGUGGAGACCUGCGCGCUGGAACAGGAGAGGAGGCAGAAGGAAGCGAACAACAACACCGGAAGGCACAACAAGUACCACAACAACCCAACCAACACCAACAACAACAACAACGACACCACCAACACCAACAACACCGACAACGACGCUUCCGAGGUUGUGGCCCCUAGCCGCGCCCUCGGAACCGACCAACUCGAAUCGCGGAACCGAUUUGCGGGGCUCGAGGUCGAAGGAGGACAGGAGGAUGACGUCGAGGAGGAGGAUGCAGGAAAGGAGGGCGAGGAAAAGGAGCAGGUCGAAGAAGGAGACGAGGAUACGGGCGCCAAGGCGGACGACGAGGAUUCGGACUCGGAUGGGAACGCCGGAGCGGGCAUCGACAAGGCGGGAGGCGACGACAACGACAAGGACGACGACAGGACGAACAGGACGACAGCUCGGAGGGAAGCGAACAAAGGGAGGACGAAGGAAACGAUGGGGAUGACGUGA